This is a messenger RNA of Eurytemora carolleeae, 3298 nucleotides long. RefSeq names its product stromal interaction molecule homolog (gene Stim). Lineage: Eukaryota; Metazoa; Arthropoda; Copepoda; Calanoida; Temoridae. The record is from RefSeq and is a predicted model, not a curated record. The coding region runs from base 412 to 2343 and encodes 643 amino acids. Gene Ontology annotation, molecular function: calcium ion binding; protein binding; calcium channel regulator activity. Gene Ontology annotation, biological process: activation of store-operated calcium channel activity; store-operated calcium entry; intracellular calcium ion homeostasis. The transcript is spliced from 7 exons. Gene Ontology annotation, cellular component: plasma membrane; endoplasmic reticulum.
AGAUAGUGCAGGAAUGCUUGGAAUUUUAUCCUUAUUAAUGGGUUUGCUGAAAAUUGAAGAAUUCAUUCCCCAGAACAGAGUUAUCCUCAAUCUUUUUAUAUUUGGCCGAGUUCCAGGCUUCAACCCUCCCCCUAUCCUUCAAACCCUCCCCAAACUCUCUCAGUAUCCCUAGAUUCUCUGAAACCCUCCCCUAAACAUUAAACUGGUCAGGGGCGUAGCCUGGAUAUACUCUGUGUAUUGUACAGUGUACAGGAUACAAAAGUACAAUGUACACAAUUUUUCUAGAUUCCUUUUAUUGAGAACUCUAAUAUUACUCGGCGGUUUAAACAAAAAACAAAAUUCUUAUCUUCAAGCUCAGUUUAAUUGAUUAAUAUUUCAGAGAAGGAUGUAUAUAUGAAAUCCAGGGUAUAGAUGUUGAAGUCGUGCAGGAUGUUGGUGCGACUAUGUGUCUCUGUCCUCGUUGUAUGCGGGUCAGCUAUGACUCGUGCCGGUAGUCCAGAGUAUGUUGUUGAGUAUGAGGAGUUGUUGAGUAAGGUAGAGGAUAGAGCAGGUCUUCUAGCAAUUAAAGCUCUUCACCAGCAACUUGAUGAUGAUAAUGAUGGAACUAUUGAACCUUCGGAGACAGGAGACUUUAUCAAGGCAGAUCUCAAGUCGGUGAUAGCAGAGGAUGGAGCUCCAGGUUUCCUAGCUAGCAAUGAUAACAAUCACGCUUUGGUUCAGUUUGACGGGGACGGAAGGCGUGAGAAGCUGUUCCACAAGAAGGACUCGGAGAUUACGGUCUCUGAUCUCUGGAUAACCUGGGUAAACUCCGAGGUAUACAACUGGACUGUGGAGCAGACUGUAGAUUGGUUGUCUAACAAUAUAGAUCUCCCACAGUACGCUCCAGUGUUCCUCAGCAACAAGGUGGACGGAACCAAACUCCCCUUGGCUGCUGGAGAUCCGUCUUAUCUCUCUAAGAAGUUGGGAAUCAGUAAUUCUAUUCAUCGAUCCAAGAUCUCCUUGAAAGCAAUGGAUGUUGUCCUGUUUGGUCCACCAAAGGAACCAACCAACUGGUUGAAGGACCUAAUCCUCAGUGGUCUCCUUUUAGCCUUGAUCAGCGCCUUGUUCUGGGCGUACAACCAGAAGAAGAAGUCAGAGGAGCACCUGGCGAAGAUGAUUAAGGACAUGGACAGCUUGAACAAGGCGGAGAAGAUGCUGCAGGAUAUGCAGAGUAAGAUCAACAAGAAUGAGAUUAGUUAUACUCCUGUUGAUCAGCUGGGCGUAGGAGAGGAGGAGGUUGAAAGGUUGAGGGAGGAGGUGGAGAUUCUCAGGAAUGAGUUGAUGAAAGCUGAAGUAGAACUGGAGGAUAAAUGCUGGGUGGCUCCGACUAUACUUCAGCACUGGCUACAAUUAACCUACGAGAUAGAGAGCCAAGUCUACAAUGAGAAGCGUAAAGUUGCUGAGUCCCAGAUGGCACUGGCUAAGGACGCAUGUGAGAAACUGAAGCGGAAAAGAUCAAGUCUCGUGGGAGCAUUCGUCUCAACCCACGGCAGGUCUAUAGACGAUGUGGAUAAAACUAUCCUGGAAGCUAAGACUGCAUUAGUGGAGCUGACCCAAGAUCUAACGGAGCGGAGCAGGAGAUGGAGACAAAUAGAAAUCCUUACUGGGGUUUCUAUAGUCAGUAACCCGGGCCUUCUAACACUACAGAAAAUAGUGAGGUAUGUUGGAGGAGGGAAUAAACCUGCUAGAACUGGAAUGUCCUCCCGAAUGUCUAAUGUAUCCCUAGAUGAUAUGCACGAUGAUGAUGCUCGAAGUAUCGCUGCCAGCUCCCACAUGUCCUCACAUCUCUCCGUUAACAGAUCAUUAACUUGUAAAGACUCGGCGUUACGUAGAGCAGCAUUCGAGAUCUCCAGGGAGUCGAGCAAAGAGUCGAGUAACAGCGAGUCUGACGAUCAUAUAGAGAAACCGAAAGAAAUCUUGAGAAGUAGAAUCAGCCAGAGUAGUAUGUCCAGUGAUACAUCAAGGUUGAGUCAGAGAUCUGAACCAUCUCGCUCUGCAACCCCGCCCCUGUCUCUAAGUCCGACCCAGAGAAGGUUGAGGAUGGUCAAAUCGUUCAGCCAGGACGCAUCCCACGAAGGGACAGUUCCUACAGAAAUGACGGGGAGUGUGAGUGAGGGAGCGCUCCAUACAACACUCUUACAUAGGGUUAAAGGAAGCAAACCAGUAUUGGACGAGAUUGAGGAAUCCUGCUCAGCUAGUGACACGGGUUCAUUGUCAGACCUUACUUUAGAAGGAAAGAAGAAAGAGAAAAAAUCUUUCUUCAACUUCCGUCGGAAAAAGGAGAAGGUUGAGACGCUCAGCUGAUUACGGUUUUUGCUCCGAGGUGGAGCAAAACCUAAAGUAGUGAAACCGAGAGCAGGAGUUUCUCUUCUAUCUGCUCAAAUCUCCGGACCAUAUAGACAAGACGGAGCCGUGAGCAAAUCCAGCUCCGAUAAUCUGAAAUUUAACUCCUGUCUUAUCCAACCUGGUAAAACGGUUGACCAACGAUGCCAUUCAGCUAAAUUUGAUUUUAACAAGUUUAAAUCCUUUGUUUCUUCAUUGAAAAGAAGAUAGCGUAAAUUAUAAUGCUACAAUUUAUGUAAAUUAAUUUUAGAUUCGAAAAUGAAAUUAAAGUGUCAUCUUUAUGGGAGCUUGAUCUUAUUCUGGCAUUUUAUCCAUCCAGGUUGUUAGCCGGUCAAGCUCAAAUAUUUUAGUGAUAACAAGUCUCAAUCAUGAUUCAACAGUUCUUCGAGAACGUUUUAGUUUCGUGGAUUAGUCGGACCUUCAACCAAGAUGGUUCUAUUUUAGCUCUUGAUAAUGCAAACUAGUGGUAUUAUAUUGAAACCUUCUCGUUUCUUCCAAGUUGUUAUUUUACAGAUUUUAUAGAUGAAUUUUACAAGUUUUUUUCGGGGCGUUUUUGCCGUUUUUGGUAAGCAUAUAUUUGCUUUAAUUGUAUUUUUUGAAACAUUUAAAUUGCGGCUUUAAUACGGGAAUCCCGGUAACUGUGAUUUUUCGACAUUAUGUUUGUUGUUAUUCUAUUUCAUAUAUUUAUUACAUUGGAGCCUUAGGCCCUCUUUUACAUACAAAUGUGCUAUUUAACACCUUAGGUUGUGAAAAGUCAUCUUUCCCUAAUUAUGUGUACAUGAUACAACUAUAUUUGAAUGUACUAAUAAGUUAUAUUUAUCAUUAGAAAUUAGUAUUUAAAGUUACCAAUGGGAAAUCUUUUUAGGAUUUCCCCAAAACCUUCUUGAUAAAUAAAUAAACCUUCUUUCCUUCUUGA